AUGUUCGUUGCUUUAUCACACGGAUAUGCUAUCGAACGUCGUGCUGCUCCUCUUCAAGCUGAUCUCAAACCUAAAACUCCUGCUGCCGUUAAAAAUCUUAAAACUCUUGAAGAAGACGAUAAUCCAGUAUCAUCAAAUGGCAGCAAAAUGCAAGCUUUCGCAUAA
Entrophospora sp. SA101 is the source of this 165-nucleotide messenger RNA. The record is from the annotation of a GenBank genome assembly. Lineage: Eukaryota; Fungi; Glomeromycota; Glomeromycetes; Entrophosporales; Entrophosporaceae.